UGAGUUAUCUGCUCUCCGAUGUUUUCAAGGAAUCUUACAUGGCAAUUUAGUUUCAGGGAGCAUGAUUGAUCUAAAUUUAUGUUUUAGAUAGCGAUUCGAGUCGCCCACGACAAUUUAAGUUAAACCUUGCUGACAUCAUGGUCAGAAAAGAAGAUUUAUGUGACUGGUUUAGAAACCUCCGUCCAUGUAAAAGGUUGGAUUACAUGUGUGGGUUGCUGCAUAUGUGUCUCCCUUAUGAACUACGGUUUAUCGGCACAGUUCUAGAGGACUUGGCAAAGAAAGAUUUUCACUACCUUCGUGAUGCUGAAAUCAAAGCAAAUCAACCAAUUGAUAUAUCUAACAGAAAUUCUGUUAGUUUGUCAGACGAAAAAUUGAGAUCUCAACUUAUUAUAGCGUUAGCACUUUUAAACUCAACAAAUUCAUCUUGUGCUGAGGUAAUUUUUGAAAUAUUGGAUAAACAGUUUGACAGCCUAACUGGAUACUUUGACAACAAGAAGGUAGAAAAUGAAAUAAAGCUUAUAUUGACAAUGGCAUCACACCAUCCAGCUUUUAAGUUUUAUCAGAAACUGAAACUUGGUGAGACCUUGAAUAAGGUUGAAGAAGCUUCACAUGAAUCAAUGCCCAACGAACUGGAACUAGAUUUCUCUAUACCACAAAGACCUCUAGAACCUGAUGUUGAAGUGUCUCUGAAAACUAUUAAAAUAAUUGAUUAUAAAGAGGAACCACAGAACAAGAAGAACUGCCCUGACUAUCGGAUACAAACAACUUGGUCUAAUGGUGAUACCACACAAGUUUACAUGACUUACAAGCAGCUACAGGAGCUACACAGACAGCUACUUCAUGCUUUCCCAGAAGAGAAGAAAAAACACAAUUCUGUACCUACAUUUGCAGCUGUGAAGGAGCCUAUACAAGAGCAAAUGCAGUCUUUGAAUGUAUAUCUUAGUCACAUAGCCAAAGCUCCAGCAAAUAUUUUCAACAGAUUUGGAACCCUCUUUCAUCAAGCAACUUGUCACUCUCCAUCAUUAACUUGUGCAAGCCAAAACCAGCCUCCCCCACAACACUCACUAAAUUACCAGCCUAGUCCCUCUCGAGGAGAUCAAACAUAUGACCACCAUCAUAGGCAUAAUGUACAGAGCAGAAUGCAGGCCAACACCUCACCCCCCAACCAGAUUUUCCAGGGACCAGUUUCCAGUACCAACUCUCCUGACAAUUCACGCACUUCAUCCCCUGCUUCUUCUUCAACUGUAACACCUGGCAGAGGUAGUCACAGGAGCAAAACUUCCAACAUAGAACUGUCACUGAAUCAGCUCUUACUUCUGCUCAAUCUGGAAAAGUAUUCUGACAAUCUUAAAGAAUUUACUAUAAAACAGGUGAUAUGUAUGAGCAAGGAAGACUUUGCCAAAGCUGGAUUGCCACCAGAUGCUCAAAGUAAACUGAAAUCUAAACUUGAUCAACUUAAUCAGCCAAGCCAAGAUUCCCAGAGCAGUAGCACGGAGAUUUUAUCUAAGCUGCCACCAGCUGAGCCACACCCUGGAUUUCCACCUUUUGGGUUGAUACAUCCCUACUAUAUGGUGAGCCCACCUUACCACCCAUAUGUUCAGGGGAUUGCAACCUACCCCUCCCAGCAUAGCCAUUUAGGCUUGCUGCCAUCACCCUCUGCCCCACUGGGUGAGCCUUCGGUUAAUGCUGAGACAAGUCCACCAGCCAGUCCCCUGCUGCAGCAAACGUUGUCCUUGGAGCAGAUUCAAGCCCAGGGCCAAGGAGCUUUGGUACCUGUGAUGUCACCCCCUACAGCAAUGGCUGAUGUAAAAGGGUUGAAACAGUGGCAACAUCCAUUGGACAGUUCAGGCUCUGAAGAAGACAGAGGUGGCGCUGCAACUAAAGGAAAAGGUAGAGGGAGAUCACCACAGCAGUCUCAGUCUAUGCCUCACAUAAAUCCAAAUACAGCAACAGUGUCUGCCAUUGACGAUGCUAAGCUCUCUGGAAUGACAAAUUCUCUGUCAGCGCCUCAUGCACAUUCAGCACUAAUCAGUACUGAGCCUCGGACAGACACUCCCCCUCCGCCACCUUCCCUUAUUGUUCCUGUGGGUGCCACACUAGUAAAUGGUUACAUGUCCGACCCACCUCCGCACCAGUUACCAUGCCCUUCAGUUAUACCAAACGCAAGGUCAAUGAUGCGAUCGUAUAAAACAGCACAGCCAACCCAUACUGGCCAAAAAAAUUUGAUUCCCAUGCCUCAAUACGAUGUCCAACAUCAACCACAAGGUAUGGGCAAAAAUAAUGUGAGUAGUGGAGCAAUCCACCACUCUAACCUGAUUAAUAUUCAUUCCUUAAAUGCUCCACCUCCUGUUUCAUCUGGUUCUCAAGUAGUGUUGGUGGCAACCAAUCCUCAAACACACCUGCAGCAAACGAUACUACCACCAUCUUUGACAGAAACCGGUAACAAUUACGGUUACUAUCUCCCACCUUACCAUCGGAUUGCUACUUCUGUUGCCAAUUCACCUGCCAUAAUGACAACAACACAAACGCUUGGACCGCCUCAUUCCCCAGCCCCUGCAGUCAGUGCCAUGUGCACAGAGCAGGCCCAGCAAGUCCCAUCUAUAGGAAAUUCUGAGAUGGUUGACCCCAGCAGGCCGGAUGGACCUACUCCGCCAAGCCACACCCCACCUAACCACAAUGUUGCCAAGCCUAAUGCAGAUUCUGGGACCCCCAGCCCUCCUCUUGCUUCCAAUAGCAACAAGCAAUCAGUUAAUUCUGAGAUACCUCCCAAUAGAAAUAUGUCUAUAUACCUUUAUCAAAAUGGAUAUAUGAAUAUGCCUUCUCUUAACCAUUACUUUCAUCAACCAAUCCCCCAGCCUAUGCAGCAGCAUUUUCCUAAUGGAUUACAAUCUGAUGUAAUUUGGCCAGGCAGAUUUCCUAGCCAGAUUGCACAUGGCCAAAUUCCAUUUAUUUUAGGAAAUUCAAUGUAUCAACCUUUUAAUCCUGCCAUUAACCCUACAGUAACCAGUAACUCAAGUGUUCCUAACCCAGUACCCCCUAGUGUCCCAGUUAGUGGUAAAAGUGUCUGUUACAAUUGUGGUCAGGCAGGGCAUAAGCCAUCAAAAUGUGAAGAGAACACAAUGGAGUCUAUAUCAAAUCCAUUUCAUCUAGACUACAAACCCAAAUCAGAUUCAGAAUGACCCAGGCUCUUAAAAGACCUUGGUGAAAAUAUAAAAAAGCCAUGGUCUCCUGCUGAUCCCAUAGCCGUUCUAGUUUUUAUGUGAUAAUCAUGUGCUCAAAAUCCACUGGUCAAGAACACACAGAUAGUGAACGUUCUUUGGUUAUAUUAACCAUGUGUGGCUUGGAAUUUUGUGAAGAAACUAAAGAGCAGGAGGCUUUAAUCACACCAUGCUACUCUAACUGGACUCAACUGCUAUUGUAUAUUUGGAAAAAGAUAACCUUAAUCUGUAUUUGGUUAUUAGUGGUCAUCUGGGACUUAUGUGGUUAAGUUUCAAAUACAAUUUGGAUUUAUAAAAAAAAACCCUCCUUGAUAUCACUACUACAUACCAUCUUUUUUGUGUUAUUCAAUUUGGACUUUUGAUGUAUGCCACAUUUGUGAAGGUGUUACUGUCUGGAGGUUUAUUGGAUUACUUUCUUGACCUGCAGCUCUCAAACCACCAGUGCAAAAUAAUAGCGAGACAAACUUUGUGUGGAGAGUGUCCGAAAACAGUUCUAGAAAACCCCACAGUACAUUUAUUGUUUACGGUUUGUAGCAUUGUAAAAAAAUUGUGAUUUAUUAUCAGAAAAAAAAAGGUUCAGCUAAAUACAUUAAAUUACCUUUAAGUUAAAAAAAAAAUGGUUUUGAUGGCUACCCUGUGAGCUUGAAGCCAUUUUGUCAUUUUCUCAGGAUAUUUCUAACAUCUCUUCCCUAACUGACAUUGAAAGUUAUUAAAAUUGUAUAUUUUUGUAUAAAAAAUUUAUGUAUUUUAAAUAUUUCUGAGUGAUUGUUAAGCAGCUUUUUUACAAUAUUUGUGCAAAAGUUGAGCAGAGCUGUUGGGUGUGCCGUGUUUAUUUGCAUUUUUAAAUUGAUUUUGAAUUGAUUUUUAUGAUAGAUAAAAAAUGAGGUAACAAGUUAAGUGGUGUAUUUAACUUGGGAAGCAGAUAUUUUUACUCAGUUGCUUUUAAAAUUAUAGAAAUAACAUUGAGGCAAAUAUAGUUUUUAAAAAAAACUUCCUGAGAUGCGUUGCCAUUUUUAAAAAAAAUAGUUAAACAAGGCUCAAGCAUGAUCAUAUAUUUUUGUAGCUUUUCUAGAGAAAUUAACGUACACAGUUUAUUUUACUGGUAAGAUUUUUAAACUGCAGGCUGUAGUCAAGAUCGUAUUUUAAAUGUGUUUAUAUGGAAUUCUAUUGCUAUUGUAUUGGUAGAAUGGAUAUAGAUUUUCUUUCAAAGCACCACAAUGAUAGCUUGUAUUUUAAAAAUCUUCCAAACCACAGUUAUUAUUUUGUAUAUGGUCAGUCUUUAAUAUAAAUAGACUUUAUUUGGCAGGGGUAUUAUUUGAUCACUAUUUUCCAUUCUGUUGGAAUGUGUAUGCCUCUAUUGCUAACAUCACUGCAUUGUUCUUAGAUUGUAAUGGCAUGACUCUUCUUAUGUAUGCAUUUUUUCUGCACAAUUAAUUUAGUGUCUGUUGCUUUUUUUAAAAUCUCACUUUUCUUAAUGUAAUACGAAUAGCCAUGCACUGACCAUUAAUCAAUAAUUUAAAAUGUCUUAUUUUUAAAAUUUUUUAAAGUAGUGUUUUUAUUUUUUGAAUUUUAAUGAGGAAGCAGAAAAAUGAAUUUCCUUUCAUGAGUUCUAUUGGCUGCAAAUAGUUAUUUUUAUAAAUUGUCAUUUUAUUAUUAAGAUGUUUUACACCAAAAUUUCAAAAUAACUAAUAUAAAAAAUUAGACUAAUGAAUUAUUUUAAAAUCCUAAUAUUCAGAUUUCUAUCACUGUGUGUAAUCUGUUGAAGUGAGCCUAGUUCCAUGACUGCUAUGUACAUUUGUAUAAAUAUCUU
Messenger RNA from Physella acuta, 5028 nucleotides. Its product is annotated as zinc finger CCHC domain-containing protein 2. Lineage: Eukaryota; Metazoa; Mollusca; Gastropoda; Physidae. Gene Ontology annotation, molecular function: zinc ion binding; phosphatidylinositol binding; nucleic acid binding. The record is from RefSeq and is a predicted model, not a curated record.